AUGCUGAGCCCGACGGUGAUCGCAGAUGCGGGCCGUCGGGCCCGCUUGGCAGAGACCCCCUUGGAGCCGGUGCAGGUCGCUCAGUGGGGUCUGAUUUGGCGUAUCGCUCGACGCAUCGCUGUCUCUCUCGGCGGUGGGGCGACUGCUUGGGAAGAUUGGGUGGACCUCGACCCUUUCGAGCCCAAGAAAGAGGCGGCGGCAGCAGCCCCGGCUGUUCCUGCAGGGAGCUCGAAGGAGAACGUGGUCAAGCUGUCUAAGGUGCUGGGCCAGGGCGACGAGUCGGAGAUCGCGCUCGCGUCCAGCUCUACUCAUCAGAAGUGGGUGGAGGCAUGCGCGGCUGCGACGUCGGGCGAGGACCCGGUUCCAGAGGAUACGCCUUCCAUCCAACAGUUGACGGCGCUCCACCACCGCGUGUACGCCAUGAGGUCUACUCCUUACGCAGACUUCGGGGUAUGGGGGCCUUUUGGGCGAAAGGCUUAUCGCAACAUGCAGUUUCGGGCAUGGUUCCUCCUACCUGGUGGAGGUUGGCUGGCGAAAGAAUUGCCCGGCCCAGCCAACUACGAUCAGUGGUUGAUGUCGUGGAGGGUCUUCGCGACGGCCUGCAUUAUGCUCGAGAUUGCAUCGAGGGCGGCACUGGAUGCUUACCAGCGCCACGUCGAACGGCUGGCGACUCAGUGGCCCGAUGCGUGGCAUUUGAUAUACAUGGCAGACGGCAAGCUCAGGGCCGAGUUCAUCGAGAGGUUCCGGCGCACCGUGGUGAAGAACAUGAGCCUCGGCAAGGGGGCCCCAUCCGAUUGGAACGCAGAUAAGCCCUGGACCGCGUUGUUCCUCUACGCGGUGGCGAACCGCGAGUGCUGGAACGAGCAGGUGCGGGACCCGGUAGCAAUCCGGUCCUUGCCGGGGGGCGCCGACGCGGUGCGCAAGAAGCCCGGCUGGGGCCGGUGCGCCCCUGUCAACAACAAGGAGUUGGAGCGCGAGUGGUCGCCCAGCAUCCCCAGGGAGAGGUGCCGCCGCCGCUCGCGGGGCCGGAGCCGGCGUGCCCGAAGCGAGGCCCGGGCCGCGCCAACGGAGAAGAAAAUGCAGAUGUGCUACAGUUUCUCCAAAAACUUUGGCCCCUGCAAGGGUGCGGCCCCGGGGUCCAAGUGCCCGGCUGGGCGCCGCCACGUGUGCCGCGUUUGCGGCAGCCCCAACCGCGCGGGCCACGAGAAGAAGUACCAGGGCACGAGCGCCAAGGGCAAGGGCGACGGCAAGACCGGCAAAUCGGCCGGCGAGUUGACGGCGCCGCGCAAGCUGGCCAGGGAGCUGGAGAACACCACCUUCCCGGGGGGAAUGCGGAAUCCAGCCCGGGCGGUUGGCUUGAAGCCAGGCUUGGCUCGCGCGGGCGCUGUGGCCAGGCGCGCGUUCGAGGAUUUCGUGGCGGACGCCCCAGAGGCACUCCGCAUCGUCCAUGCACUGGGUCACCAGUCGUGUGCUGGACCUCCAGCGGGGCAGGUGGAACGGUUGAGAAUGGGCUUGAGACGGGCGUUCAACAUCCCGGAGGAGAGGGUGUCGGCGCACGACCUUGGCGCCCCCUCUCCGUUGCAGGGCGCCUUGAUCCAGGGCUGGCUCCGGGCGGCCAACGAUCCAGAGAGCCAGUUGCAGGAGUGGAUCGAGCAAGGAGCGCCCCUGGGAAUUGAGCGGCCCAUCGUCCCGUGCGGGGUCUUCCCGCCGGUUGAGCCCGCCACCGAGUUCAAGCAUGUGCUCUCCUUGGAGGAGGCGGUGGCGUCCGGGAUGGGGAACUACGCCAGCUUGGACGACAACCCGGAGGACGCCAAGAUUGAGCUGGACAGGUUGAAAGCGAACGGUUUCUACAUCACCGUCGACGAGGCCACGGCUUUGGAAUGGUUUCCAGAUGGGUCCGUCGCCGAGCUCGCGCUCAUCGUCACCUUGAAGGCGAAUGGGACCGUGAAGAGGCUGCGGCGGCUUACUGGCAAACUGUCAUGGGCGGCCGGCGUCCUCCCUCGCACGCGUUGGGCAGUGAACAUCCUCUGGGCGAUCGUGGCUUCCGCGAUCAGAGACACCGCGAAAGCAGCGCAGGGCCAGGGCCAUCGCAGGGCGGGGCAUCGCAAAGAGUUCUUGGUGGCGACAUCGCGGUGCCGCUUGGCGUUGACGUGGCUGCUGGCCGUGUGGCGGGGAGUGCAGUCAGGCCCCAAAGUUCGAGAGGUUUCCCUCUGGCCAGGGGCGCCGAGAUUCGUGGUCGUGACAGAUGCUUCGCCGUGGGGCUUGGGAGCCAUUCUGUGCGACCGCCACGCCCAGGCCACCAUUGUGUACAUUGCCUCUCCAUUGAAUCACUGGGACACCCGGCUCCUCGGCAUCGCCAUCGGGGAGUGCACGUCCCAGGCGGUCGCGGAGCUCCUGGCGGUGGUCGUGGCCGUGAAGGCUUGGGGCAGGUACUUUAAGACAUCUACCACGUUAUUGGAAUUGCGCUCUGACUCCACGGCAGCCCUGGGGGUCGCCAACAAGCUGGCGUCGCCCAACAAGGUCUUGAACUUUCUUGCCGCGGAGCUGGCGCUUUUCCUGGAGACGCAUUGCCUCCCCGACCUCGUCGCCCAACACGUGGCCGGCUCAAGGAACGUCGUCGCCGACUGGCUGAGUAGGCUGCAAGCGCCCCAAGGGCAGCAGGGCGAAAACUCCGCGGACGCCAUCGCGCACGCGAAGCUCCGGAAGGUGGUCGACAGGGACUCCGGGUACUACACGCUCCCGGACCCGAUCAAGUUUACCGACCUCUGGGGCGAUUGCCUCGGGUCAAAUUUCGGGUCGACGUCCUGGUCGGCCGUGGGGUUGCGAGAGGGCGCGCCCUUCGUGUGCCAGUAG
This is a messenger RNA of Prorocentrum cordatum, 2853 nucleotides long. NCBI's taxonomy places the organism in Eukaryota, Dinophyceae, Prorocentrales, Prorocentraceae. The record is from the annotation of a GenBank genome assembly.